Messenger RNA from Colletotrichum chrysophilum, 3576 nucleotides. RefSeq lists its product as uncharacterized. Gene Ontology annotation, molecular function: ATP hydrolysis activity; DNA binding; ATP binding. Gene Ontology annotation, cellular component: nucleus. NCBI's taxonomy places the organism in Eukaryota, Fungi, Ascomycota, Sordariomycetes, Glomerellales, Glomerellaceae. Bases 1 to 3576 code for a protein of 1191 amino acids. The record is from RefSeq and is a predicted model, not a curated record. The transcript has 2 exons.
AUGGCCCCAGAAGGGCUCGAUGGCUCCAACCAGAAACUUCAUCCAUUCUUUGUCGCAGGAAAGAGCAACGACUUGCCAAUGCCCGAGGCAAACGCGGUAGACCAACCUCCAAAUGCAAACGAGCAGACCCCGAUCAAGAAACCUGGACGACCUAAGAAGCAGAGACACGCUUUACAGCAACCAUCCAGCGACAUUGAACCGCACUCUUCCGACAUUGACGAGGAUGGACCCGAUCGCAAGAGACAGAAGACUGGCAGUGCUGGACCGGGCUCAGGCAAGAAGAGGGGACGCCCUAGAAAGAAGACGAGUGUACCGGCGAACGAUAUAACGAGCCACUUCUCCCAGAACAACGGUGUCCCGUCAACUGCCCUCGCCAACGAAGUCCCACGAACGCCUCCUCCCGAGCCAGUUAUUGUCCCAGAAGUCUCUGUAUUGCUUCCUCAAGCUCCGCCGACGAACUCUGAAGUCUCGUCGACCGUUACGGCAGGCGCAGCGCUGCCUUCCGCAAACCAAGACCAGUCGAAGCCGAACAAGGUCCUCAAGUUCAACCCAAAGACUGGAACAAUUGGGUCCCCGCCCAAGCCCAAGCCAGCUCCCGCCGAGAGCUCCAAAGGCGCCAAGUCCUUAAAGUCGCCCGCCAAGCCGACCCGCAUCAUUACUAUUAGAUAUGGCCAUGAUACAGAGACGCGCGCGCGCAUUGGUCCCAAGAUACAACAGAUUCUGGAUAGUCCGUCCCCAAAGAAGGGGAGUCCGAAGUCGAAGACGACGCCCAAGAAACCUCGAGCCAAAGCUACAAAAUUGGAGCAGGAUAAGACGAAAUCGGGCACUACGCAUCCAAUGUUUCUUGGAAAGGCCAAGAAUGCAGCAAAAUCCGACGCGUCUCCAGCUCCUGCACCGAAACCACCAAGGCAAACCAUCUUCAGUUCUACGCCAUGCUCGCCUAAGAAGCAACGCGCGGUCCCUAUGACCGGAAAGAUCCCGCAGUUUGGCAUGCGAUCCUUGGGACUCAAGGUGCCAGGAUCAUGUCAUCCAGCAUGGCCAGCCCAGGGAAUGGCCCAUGUCAGGGGGUUGACAACAGAGGAAGAACAACUGUCCGCGGCUGUCCAGCAACUCCAAGUCUCUGAUCGGAAGUCCAAGGGCCAAAACACCAAUAUCUUGCCCGGCGAAUCAGUCAUUGAUAUGCUUGUCAAGUCGUUAGACACCCUCGGCAUCAUGAAGUCUCUCCAGGAUACAACUGAUGAUUACCAACCACCUCCACCUGAGCUUCGCCUGCCGGGAAAGCACUUUGAGAGUGGCCGCAAGCUGCGUUCACGGAUCAAACCUGAGCUACGAACAUGCUUGCCUCUUGGGAGCCAGAACGACGAGAGUGAUGACGAGGUUCUCACGGCAUCCACCCGAAAGCCUCACCCAGCUGUUGCUCGCUUAUAUAAUUCCCUCGAGACCAAUCUUUCCGCAUACGACAGGUCUCAAUGUGAAGAGCUCACUUGGGCGCAGAAAUACGCGCCUAUCCUUGCAGAAGAAGUGCUGCAAAGUGGCAAGGAGGGUGUACUUCUCAAGGAAUGGCUCCAGACACUGAGGGUCCAGUCUGUGAAUACCGGUACAGCAACCGCCGAUCAGAAGUCGUCUGGUGCUAAGCCUGGAUCUGCGACAAAGAAGAAGCGGAAGCGCAACAAGUUGGACAACUUCAUUGUAUCCGAUGGCGACGAGACAGAGUUCCUGCCGAGUGUCUCUGAUGAUGACGAGGACGAUUGGUUGCCUACCCAUAGUCAAGGUGGUCCCAAGAAAACCGUGGUUCGCAGAGACAUUGGCAAAGACCUCAGCCGACUAACCAAUGCUGUUGUACUGAGCGGUCCGCAUGGCUCUGGCAAGACUGCGGCGGUUUAUGCGGUUUCAAAGGAACUGGGCUUCGAGAUAUUCGAGAUCAAUGCGAGCAGCCGCCGAAACGGCAAGGAUGUGAUGGAAAAGGUCGGAGACAUGACACAAAACCAUCUCGUCCAGCAAAAUCGCCAAGGAAAGGAUGACAGCAAAGCCGUGGACGACGAAACAUCCAAAGACAUUAAAUCUGGCAAACAAAACACCAUGAUGUCCUUCUUCAAACCCAAAGCAGCGACCAAGCCUGAGUCGAAGCCUCAAGCCGAACCAAAACCCGAGCAGGAGACUGAGCAGCCAGUUGAGGCACCCAAGACCACCAAGGCAAAGACCCAAAACCAGAAGCAGUCCUUGAUUCUUCUUGAGGAAGUUGACGUUCUUUACGAAGAGGACAAGCAAUUUUGGGCAACCAUCAUGAAUUUGAUUGUCCAGUCAAAGAGGCCCUUUGUCAUGACCUGCAACGACGAGAAUCUUGUUCCGUUCCACAACUUUGUCCUCUAUGGCAUCUUCCGAUUCACACCUCCUCCUGAAGACCUGGCUGUAGACGUGCUUCUUCUCAUCGCUGCGAAUGAAGGCCAUGCUCUGAAGCGCGCAGCUGUGAGUGCACUCUAUGAGGCAAAGGGACACGACUUGCGGGCUUCUUUGAUGGAACUCAACUACUGGUGCCAGCUUGGAGUUGGCGAUCGACGAGGUGGCUUUGACUGGCUCUACCCGCGUUGGCCCAAAGGAUGCGACAAAGAUGAGAACGGCGAUGUUGUCCGUGUUGUGAGUGAAGGGACAUAUCUAGAGGGAAUGGGAUGGAUAAGCAGGGAUCCUGCAGUCACCGGCAGCUCCCUUGCCUCUGAGGAGGAGUUGAUGACACAGUGCUGGCAGGGCCUGGGCUUGGACUUGGGCAACUGGCAUGAUUCCCUCGACAUGGCAUCAUGGGCCGAAAGCGAGUCCCUUGACCCUACCCAGCCAGAUAUCUCAAGCAAGUCGCGCGAUGACUUUGUCGUUGGACGGCGACUCCUUGAAGCACCUCCACUUACGACAUUUACCUACACAGCCACCGCCAUUUCCAACAGCCUCAAGUCCGCCGCCCGUCAGACCCUCCAAGCUGCCCCCAGCAAAGCUGAGUCUGCAGUCAGCAUGGAUCACAUCGGGGAGGGCAAGGCAAUUCAGCAGAUGCGGCGAUCCUUCAACAAGCCGACGAAAGACACAGCCGUCUCACGAUAUGAUAUGAGUCUGGCGUUCGAUCCGAUUGCGGCUUCAGAGAAGGCACUGGCAAGCAUGUCCAACAGUCUUGAGCCGUCGGUAUUCGACAGGACUAUGCGGAUGAUAACACUCGAAGUCGCACCAUAUGUGCGCAGCAUUAUCGGAUACGAUCACCGUUCAAUGCAAGAGCGCCAGCAGAGAAGCUCGCUUGUCAGCGAGGGUGGCAGGCCUGGCAAGCGAAUGCGCAGUACUCGAAGUGCGCUCUCGGCUCAAGAGGGCGUGGCGCGCGGUAGUACUCGUAGAGAGAGCUAUUUUUCUGCCGAGCUGAGCACGCCUUUGGUUAUGAGGACCGGAGGAGAGGGUUGGCAGGCGGCUGUGGAUAUGGAGAUGAGGCUGAUGCCGCGCCUGCCAAGUGUUGCCCCGAGUGACACCAGUAAUGAGACGGCAGCGCCAGUGUCGAGUGCCGAGGUACCAGUGCCGAAUGCAGAGGUUCCGACGUUGAGCGCGGAGUAG